GAGGUUGACACAGUUCUGCAGUGCAGUCUCUAAGCAGCCUUGGACACACACCACCCAGAUCAGCUGCCUUCCCAGGACAAAGUCUUCCAAGCUCCAUCCUCACCCCUGUUUCAGUGACUGACAAGGACUGGUGUUCUAGGAGGGCGGCAGUUGAAGUGGUUGAGACAUUUGAACGAGAUGGAGGAGGAAGGGGAGAAUUUGUAGUGGAGAUUUGUUGCGGAGAGGAAGGUGGAGUAGCAGUGGAAGUGGGAGUGACAGCUGUAUCAAAUCUGUUGAAGAACAGGUUGAGUUAAUCAGCUCUUUUCACAUCACCCACCACUGGCUGUCUUUUCUUUUGACUGCUGUGUCCAGAGAUGGUACUGAUUCCUCUCCACAUUUCAUGGAUGUUGCUGUGUUGUACAUUAUUCUCUAUCUUCUUUUUACUCCAGCUUUGCCAUCUUCAGUCUCCUGUUCAAUUCUUGUUGCACUUGUUUGAGUUGUUCUUUGUCACCAUCUUUAAAAGCUUUCUUUUUCUGGUGAAGUAUUGUUUUAUGUCUCUUGUGAUUCAGGGUUUGUUGUUGGGGAAACAGCGAACACUCUUUGUCGGUAUAACUGUGUCUAUACAGAAGUUGACCUAAUCAGUAAAGCAGUCAACCUGUUUAUCAAUGUUCAUACUAUCCACAUCCAGCAGCACAUUCCAGUCUGUUGAUUUAAAACAGUCCUUUAGAGCUUCACUGGCUUGAGGUGUCCAUCUUCUUAUUUUGACUUUGGUCACAGGCUGCCUCAGCACACAAGGUCUGUAACAGGUUUGCAGAUAGACCAAGUUAUGAUCUGACUUGCCCAGUGGUGGUAAGGCAGUGGCUCUGUAGGCUUCUUUGACGUUGGCAUACAGCAGAUCCAGGGUCUUGUUUUCUCUGGUAGGACAGUUCACAAACUGUGUGAAUCCAGUCAGAUGAGAGGAGAGGGUGACAUGGUUGAAGUCUCCCGAUAUUAUUAUUAGUGCCUCAGGGUGUUGAGUCUGUAGCCUGGCAACACUAUUUUGCAAAACAUUGCAACAUUGUUCAGUUGAUUUGGGUGGAACGUAAACAACUACUGUUAUAUGACAUGACUAAAUUCUCUUGGAACAUAAUAAGGCCGAAGAGCAACUGCCAACAGUUCAAUAUCUGGACAACACAACUUCUCCUUGACAGUUAUGUGUGAAAGGUUAUGCCAUCUCUGGUUGACAAAUAAAGCCAGACCUCCUCUUUUCUUCUUGCCACUAGCUUGAGCAUCUCUGUCUAACCUCAUUUGGAAACAUGAUCCGGCAUGAUAGUGUGAAUGGACGCCCGGCAGUGAAACAAAUCAGAGCCUUCAUGCCUCUACAAACCCGUCUGUGUCUUCAGGAAACUGAAGCCUCGAGACACCCAGAGACCCCCAGCCUGCAGCCCUCCCACCAGGGAAACUAAUCACCAGCAGGGUCCAGGCAGCUCCGGAGCCAGUUUCAAUACAGGGAUAAUCUGCAUUUCUCACGCCAGCAGGGUCUGCAGAAUCUAAGUGCUCCAGCAGACUCUUUUCGGCUGAAACCGAUGCCACGACUGAGCCGGAGUAAGCGGUCCCUGCAGAAGAGAGCCAGCUGGAUGAGGCACCAGGCACGGAAGCCCAGGCUCAUAGCAGCACCAGAAGCUGCCAUCACACCAGGCCUAGGCUCACAGCAGCACCAGGAGCUGUCAUUACACCAGGCCCAGGCUCACAGCAGCACCGGGAGCUGCCAUUACACCAGGCCCGGGCUCACAGCAGCACCAGGAGCUGCCAUCACACCAGGCCCAGGCUCACAGCAGCACCAGGAGCUGCUAGCUCCCCAGCCCCAGGCUCACAGCAGCACCGGGAGCUGCCAUUACACCAGGCCCAGACUCACAGCAGUACUAGGAGCUGCCAUCACCCCAGGCCUCGGCUCACAGCAGCACCAGGAGUGGCCAGUACACCAGGCCCAGGCUCACAGCAGCACCAGGAGCGGCCAGUACACCAGGUACAGCAGCAUUGGCUUGAUUCACCAGGUCAGUGCAAAAAUUCCCCAAAGAAAUGACGAUCUCAUCACCAAACAAAUGGUGUAUGAACUACUUGAUCAUCAGAAGGCCUACUUCAAAGACCUGCUAGAGCAGCAAGAAAAGAGCAUGUCUACAAGUUUUUGUUGACUCCACAGUCUCUCGUGUUGAUAACCUGGGGCCUCAUGUAUCAACGCUUGCGGCGCAAGAAAACCUUGCGUACGCCAAAAUCGGCGCACACGUCCAGAUUUAUCAUCGCGAAACGAGCAUCGGUUCCAGCGCUAAUCAACGCAAAGUCAGGAGGUGGUGUAGAAAUUGGCGUUGAGCUGGAUAUUUGCGUUGACUGUGAUUCGCACUUUGGCGACGCUGUGUGGCGGUGUUUGGUGACUCACUAUGUGACAAGCGUGCACCACAUCCCCGUGGCCGGGCAGCACGUCGCCCCACAUGACGAACCAGCAGCAGACGGAGGGAUGCGAGCUGAUCCCUGCCGGGCCGCCGUCCUCACGCGGGAGAAUCUCAUCGCCACAGUGUGAAUGGGUAAGAAGUGAAUACACAGUUCAAUGAGCCAAAUUAAUUUAUUUUCUCCACCAGACGCUCGAGGAAAUUUACGAGCCGGUCCAGCCGCUCGUUGAUCCCCGCGAUCCCCCUGAUGAUUUCUUCCUGCGAUUGCAGGACCCCCUCCGCGAGGACCCUUCCACUGCGUCCGGGUGGUCCAGCGGAAGCGCCGCGGCUGGUGGACGCUCCACCGCUGGUGCUGAUGCUGGUGCUGGGGCCGGGGUGGCCCGAAUGCCGCUGGUCCUGGCCGACGACUCCGAGCCGGCGGACGGGCUGCCGCGGGCCGGGGUUCCGCAAGCCGGCGACACGGCCGACACAUUAAUUUCUGUGACACAAUAAAAAUAUUAGUUCAUUUCAAUUCCUGCUUCUGUGUAUCUGUUGCGUUUACAUCUCUCUCCACAGUAUCAUAGGUAAUGUAAUCCAGUAUUUCGAGGUCAGUUAUGCACAUUACAGUUGUUUAUUGCAUAAAAAGUUAUUGAAAAAUGAAGUUAAGGGCGAAGUAUAAAUCACGUCUAAAAAUAGACUGAAUCCCGACGUUGAAAUGAAGUAUAAACUUAGACUAGACGUCUAAUAUACGUCUUUUGCUCAGUGGGAUGACAAAGCAUGUGGACAUUUGUGUGACACGCCACUUACCCUAUAAUAAUAAUCGCCACCACCCGCUGCUCAAACGGUGUGAGGGUCUCCUCCCCCGGACCCCCACCUGUCUGGCCGGUACUCCUCCGGAGGGCAGCUGUACGCCGCUUGACCUCCACCUUGAGGUCCGACCACUUUUUUUUAAUCUCCGCGGGGGUGCGUGUCUCGGAACCCACCGCAUUCACCCUCUCGCAAACUUUCUCCCACUCCAAGCGUUUUUGUUUUGCACUGACGCCACUGGACAGGCUGCCAAACAAAACACGCUGUCGCUCCUCCACCUCCGCCACCAGCACCUCCACCUCGCACGCCGUAAAUGUAGUUUUUCUUGUCAUUUUGUCUGCGUGCGAGGACAGGGAGACCCUAUUUAAAUAAAUCUGCAUAUUUAUAGGAGGGCGUAACGGGGACGGGCCCAGUCACUCCGACAUCUGCGCUCAAUUCCACGCUGAUUGGGAUUUAUCAAGGAAACACACGUGGAUUUCGGCGCCCGCACACAUUGAUACAUACGGAUUUUUUUCAGCGUGACGGACCUUGCGUGCGCUCGUUUCUGGUAUGAGUUCCACGCAAGUGUUGAUACAUGAGGCCCCUGGUGAGGGAUGUGGCCAACAUGUCUAGAAACAUCAUUGAGUUAAAAACCAGCCUUCAGUUUUCCCAUGCUGAGCUUGAUGGUUUGAAAAUCAGUAAUGUCAAAUGUUUGGAGGCUAGUAAAACAUUGUCUGAAAUGCAGUCAACCACUCUAACCUCCACAAAUGAUGUUUGGAAAGCUAGAUUACCUGGAAAACCAAUCCAGGAGAAGCAAUGUGAUCAUUGAAGGCAUUCCUGAUGUGAAAGUAGAAUCAUGGUCAGACACAGAGAUCAAAUUGAAAAAAAUAUUCACAGACCAUCUUAAAUUUGAACCAAUAACUCAUCGAAAUUGAAUCGUGUUGGCAAGUAUAAUCCUACUGGCCGCCCAAGAUCAGUAGUGAUAAAGCUCUUCAGAUACAAGGACAAGGAAGAAAUCUUCAAACAUGCCAAAAACCUGAAGGGCAUAAACCUUUACAUCAAUGAAGACUUCUCUGACGCUGUCCGACAGAAAAGAAAGGAACUGUUGCCCCAAAUAAAAGCUGAAC
Molecule: messenger RNA, 4294 nt
Organism: Xyrichtys novacula (pearly razorfish)
Lineage: Eukaryota; Metazoa; Chordata; Actinopteri; Labriformes; Labridae
Source: the annotation of a GenBank genome assembly